Messenger RNA from Liolophura sinensis, 4897 nucleotides. Its product is annotated as neuroepithelial cell-transforming gene 1 protein-like. Lineage: Eukaryota; Metazoa; Mollusca; Polyplacophora; Chitonida; Chitonidae. The record is from RefSeq and is a predicted model, not a curated record. Gene Ontology annotation, biological process: positive regulation of Rho protein signal transduction. Bases 124 to 1581 code for a protein of 485 amino acids. Gene Ontology annotation, molecular function: guanyl-nucleotide exchange factor activity. The transcript is spliced from 15 exons.
UGUACACAGAAGGAGAAUUUUGUCGGUUAUGUGGGAAAUGCUUAUGUGCUAAUUCUGGAAAGACAAUUCUUUGAGUUUUAAUGAUAUUUGCUGAUGUUUAACGAUUAACUACCAAAGCUGACGAUGGAAAAGGAAAAUAGACGAUUAUCCAUAUCAUCAAUGGAUGAUGGCCCAAGAAAAUCCAGACGCCAUUCACUUAUUGGAGCAGCAACAUUUGACAUGCCCAUUUUUAAAAAAAGGAAGAGAAAAGAUGACGACACAUACAGCGUGCAGAGCUUAAACAUUUCCAAUACAAAGAAACCUAGGAGAUCUUUUAUGAAAGUUUCAUCACUGGCAACCUUGUUUUCCCCAAGCAAUAAAGCAUCAAGAAGAUGUUCUGAUAGUUUUGAGCCUUUCAAGAUUCCAAGUUCCCCUAUAACCAAGCGUUCUAGCACACCAUACAAAGCUCCCAAACCAACAUCUUCAAAUCGCAGACUUAGCAAGACAUGGAGUGACAUGAUGCAGGAUGGAGGACUUCGGUUCCCUUCUCUCUUCAGCAACCAAGACAUAAAGAGACAAGAGGCAAUAUAUGAGUUAUAUCAAGGAGAGACAGAUAUGCUAGAGGACUUGAAUACUGUGCAGAAGACAUACAGAGAUUCCAUUAGAAAGCUGAAAAUACUAUCUGAGGGUGAAAUUCAGCAGAUAUUUGGACCAAUAGAUUCCUUGGUACCCAUCCACGAAGAUCUGAUCAAUAGUCUCCAGAACCAGAGAUUACCAGAUGGGACGACUAACUGUAUUGGACAUGUACUACUUAAAUGGGCCCCCAGUUUGAAGCCAUACAUAGAGUACUGUGCAAAUCAGGUGUUUGCCAAAGCCCUGCUGGACGAGAAACGGACUGAUCCUGAUCUGGAUGACUUCCUACAGAGGUGCAUGGAGUCCCCUUUCAGCAGAAAACUGGACCUUUGGAGUCUUCUUGAUGGUGCAAGGGGCAGAUUUAUGAAGUAUCCAUUACUUUUGAAAAGCAUCUAUAAAUAUACCCCAAAGGAGCACAGAGACUUGGCAUAUUUGGAAGAUGCAAUAAUUGCUGUGGAGGAGGUGAUAGGUAAAGCUGAUAGAAGAGCUGGGGAGACGAAAUGCCAGUUCUACAAAUGUGCCUUACUCUACCUAUAUGAUGAUCAGAGACAUCCUUUGAUAGAAGAAUCAACCUCUCUUACUUGCUGUGGAGUGCUGAAAAAUAACAAAGGAACAAAACUGCAUUUGAUGUUAUUUGACAAGAUCUUGGUGGUGACACGGUCGACCAGUCAGAAUGGACGACAGUGUUUCCAGGUCUACCGCCAGCCAAUCCCCAUCGAGGAUCUUGUAGUGGAGGAUUUGAAAGAUGGAGAGGUGAAGAUGGGAUCUUUCCGAAGUAACUUUGGCAAAGGCACAGCAGCUAAGAACGUUUUGAGGGUAUCCUUUAGAUCGCCGAAGGAUGGCCAAGCUCACACGUUGCUGGCACACGAUGAACAUGACAAAAGGCAGUGGCUUCAGUGGUUGAACAGAGCCCUAGUGGAGGCCAAUGUGAAGCAGUGUCCAAUUGUUCAGGAGGAGGUGCCUCUUUGAUCUCAGGAUCUGCCGCUUUGAUACCAUUAAGACACCAGCCGACCACACACCACAUCUUCUUACUUACCCUGUGGCUGAUACUAGACAAAGUUAUUUUGUUGCUGUGUUCAAGUUAUCCUUCCCUUAUCUUGUUUGGUAAAUAUGCCAUGAUGGAUAUCUUUAAGAGGCGUGUUGUAAGGUACCUUCAUGUGCUCUUUUACACAUAGAAGAGUGAAUGCAUUGCUCAGAUGCAACAUGCCUUCCUUGCUCUUAUCAUUGCAGUAAACAUUAAUACCCAAAAGAGAAAUGAAGGAGGAGCCCACUGGAAUUGGUGAUUCCAGUGUGUUCACAGAAAUCUGUGUAAACACACAGAGCCGGUGUUUAAAUGUAUACAUGUAAUACUGUUCUAACUAGUUUAUCAACCCAAAGUAUUCUUUCCAUUUCGUUCCUAAAGUUUACUCGUGGAAAAUGAAACUGAAACUUGGUGGCUCUGACCCUAUGUAUUUGUCUCGGUUAUUUUUGGUAAUAUCAUGCGAUUUGACAAUUAAAAUCAGAUGUUUUUUGUUGGGAAAGAGUAUAUAUAUUGGGAAUGGCUUGACUGUAGUUAUGGAUUAUCUUUUUUUUGUACAUUGAACAAGAUGAGGGAAGGUCAGGUGUAUUACCAUGUAACACAAGCUGAACGCAGCAAUAAUUGGCUUUUACCAAGUGCUAUGUUUGUUACUUCAUUUUGUGAAGUAGAAAUAUACUGAAGCCGAACCACGUCACUUUAGCACUCACUCUUACCUCUCGAGUUGUUUUUGCAAGGAGUUUGCAUGAGAUUUUAUAUUAUAUCAACCCCUGUGUCAUAUGUACAGAAAGAAAAUUUGUAAUACAGUGUAUUAAUAGCCUUGUAGAUGUGUGUAAAUAAUGUAUAUACAUCAAAUAUAAACUCAAAAAUUAAAAACUUUCAUUUUUUUUUCUUUAAUGUUUUCGUCUGCAAAGUCACAUACCAGAAUGUGAUCAUGCAAAUGUUGACUUUUCUCAAGCAUCAAGAGGCUGUGUAAUGUUGCAUCUUAAAACAGCUGCACUCUAGGAAUAUAUGUAAUGAAGUAUUGGUUUUUUUUUCUUCUCUGUUUUAUUGUUUUUUCUGUACUGUUCAUUUUCCCCUUGAAUAUUGUGCAAUAUUAUGCAAUGCUCUUUUGUUACAUUUCACAAAAAUCAGAUCUUUUGAGUUUUCAGUGUCCAUUUCAUUUUGGACACAUAGAGAUGAAAGAACGUUUACAGAAAACAUUAACUUAUUGCUAUUGCUAAAUCAGGUCUUCUUCAACCUCUACUUGAAGCUUUGCUCUUAUUCAGAUGUGGGAUUUUCUUGUUAGUCUUAAUGAUAGAAUUAAGAUUGUGAAAAAAAAAAAAAACAUCAAUUGCCUGUGUUGAAGUCCAACUAUUAUUUUCCUGAAUUAUCACUCAUCUAAAUUUUUAUAUUCAUGUUUUCUUAGAUUUUUGGGGGUUUUUUUUUCUGUUAACUGCUAACAUAGACACAGCAUGAAAGCAACUGUGCACAUUAAACCAGGCGUAGAUCGACCUUGUGCCUUGGGGCAACUGGGUUUUGGAAAGCAGCUGAGAGCCUCAGAUCUGGCACUGGUCUUAGGUGAUCUACAUGGGUUUGCAAUCACUGGCAACUGAGCAGUUGCUCAAAAUUGAACAUGUUCUACUUCUCUCUGACUCCAAGCAUCCAUUUGUACAGAGUUCUGUCGAUCUACGAUUGCUUGUGCCAGUUGGUCACAAUUGCAAGAUUUGGUCAAAAGUUUAUGUACGACAUAGACCAAAAACGUUACGCCCAGAUGCUUAGAAUUACAAAUCGACCUCCACUUCGCUCAAUACUUAGAUGUGGCAUACAUGUUAAAUGUUAUAUAAUGGUACAUUUACAAAAAUAAACACAUCAAUGCACAUUUAAAUUUUCAUAAAACAUAGUUUCUUACUUCAGAGUAUGUCAUAAAUGAGAACUUGCAUUAUUUAUCACAAAUCAGCAAACAAGUGCUGAUACAUGAGCUCAUGUUUUCUCAUUUUACUAAAGUAUUUGUUCUACCCACCAUUUUUAGACAGCUCACAUUACUGGCUGCUCAAUUAACACGGCUCAGCCAAUAUGUCUACAUCUUUAGCAAGAAAAGUUAUGUUUACAGACAGAUCAUUACUAUAUCUAAUAUCACCUAAAACAUAAUUUGGUAAUCACAAAAUAUUUUUGACACAGACUCGCAGGUACCUGAAUACUUUGUUUAUUGCCAAAAUAUAUGGCAUAUUAAUAAUUAUUCAUAAGUUUAGUUUCAUAUCCUAAGAGUUUAGUCAUUUAGUCCUUUACAGUAUUACUUAGUAAAGUACUGUUAAGUUGUUGACACCUUAAUAAUUUGUUACCUUCUGGUCAUAUCACCAACUGUUGUAGCUACUGUCCUAUAUAUGUUAUCAUGUAUUCUCUAGCGUAUGUGCAUGGAAAUAUUGUUUCUCAGUGUUUUCUUAAGCAAUCAACACCCAGCUUGUGGAUCACUUUAUACAUGAACUCAUGUAUUUAAACUUUUGAACAUGAACUGUUGAAAACAUAACCAUAGUCUUAUGUUCAUUAUUGUUAAUGUAUUGUUAAUAAGGGACACAGAUAAAAUGAAGUCUUCAUGCCAUGUCAUGCUAAUGCAGGUAUCUUUGUCAUGGAUUUUGAUUUCUUAUUCUUUGUAGUCCAUGUGCUGCUCUCUAUGCUCGCUUUACAUCACUGCCAACACUAGACAAGCUUGGCCUUGGCAACCUGUGAAGUUUGAAUGGACUUUCACUGCUGAUGCUCUUCAGUGGGUCUAUAAUCAGCAUUUAUUGAUAAAAUUGUUUCAGGUUUCCAUUAGGUUCAUGAUGUGCAAAACUGAGAUAAAAAUAAUGCGCUUGUAUUCAAAGUGUUUUUCAAAGAACUGGUUGAGAUGGUUUUUGUUUUCUGACAUCACUUCCUGUUAGAUCACCAUGAACAACAACAGCUGGCACUUCAACAUUUCUCUUCACAUUCUGCUAGCUGUCGCUGUGAUGUAAAAUGACCACUGUAAGGAGUAUGCAUCAACCUUCUGUGAAUUAGCCUACAUUACAGAAAACCAUUAUCAUUCAUUCAGACAUGUGAGAGCUGCAAAAUGUCUUAACUAGGCAAAAUAGAACUCUAUAUAUCACAUUUUGUUAUGUCUCCUUACACUUAUAACUACUUAAAAUUAAAUCCAUCCACAUUUGUAUGUUCAACGAUGACGUACCUCAACCUGUGACUAACCAAUUAGGCUAAGAGGAAGUCACAGAUAGGGGUCAUACAUUGGAAAUUUGAAUGUAAAAACCUAGGAUUCCACAA